ACAAUUCAUUGCCCAAAAUUUUUAGUGUAUGACUGCUUAAGUUGUGCACAAAACAAAACUUAGAUGUCAGCAUUGCUUGCUGGUGAUAUUCAAAAAGGUAGUUUGGAUGGAGAGAGAAGCCACGAGGUAUUAGAAAAAUUUAUCAAGGUACUACAAGGUACAAGGUAGAUUUCACAAGUGAAAUUGAGUUUGUAACUCACUGCUUCCACGUAGCAGACAAUAUACAUUAAUAUAUUUGUUUUUCACAAAUAUAUCCAUGGAUUAAAACCAUAAUGCGCUACAUACACAAGUAAACCAGAGACGAACAUAAACAGAGUCGCGUCUAAUUGUCAUCGACCCAGCGACUUUUGGUUAUGUCAUCAAAACGCGCCGUACAGACAGCUCUUUAAGCGUGACAGGGUUUGACUGCAGUCUCCAAAAAUGUCCCGUCGAUAUGAUUCACGAACAACCAUUUUCUCACCAGAGGGGCGUCUGUAUCAGGUCGAGUAUGCCAUGGAAGCCAUCGGCCACGCUGGCACCUGCCUGGGAAUUUUAGCCAAUGACGGAGUGCUGCUGGCUGCUGAGCGGAGGAACAUUCACAAGCUGCUGGAUGAAGUGUUUUUCUCAGAGAAAAUCUACAAGCUGAAUGAAGACAUGGCGUGCAGCGUGGCAGGAAUCACAUCAGAUGCCAACGUACUGACCAAUGAGCUGAGGCUCAUAGCCCAGAGGUAUCUGUUGCAGUACCAGGAGCCAAUCCCCUGCGAGCAGCUGGUCACAGCGUUGUGUGACAUCAAACAGGCCUACACCCAGUUUGGAGGUAAGCGCCCCUUUGGAGUCUCGCUGCUCUACAUGGGCUGGGAUAAACACUACGGCUUCCAGCUCUACCAGAGCGACCCCAGUGGGAACUACGGAGGCUGGAAGGCCACUUGCAUCGGAAACAACAGUGCUGCAGCUGUCUCCAUGCUGAAGCAGGACUUCAAGGAGGGAGAGAUGACACUUUCCUCAGCGCUUGCUCUUGCCAUUAAAGUUCUUAAUAAAACCAUGGACGUCAGCAAGCUGUCUGCAGAGAAAGUGGAGAUCGCCACUCUGACCCGCGAGAACGGGAAGACCUGCAUCAAAGUGCUGAAGCUGAAGGAAGUCGAGGAGCUGAUCAAGAAGCACGAAGUGGAGGAGGCCAAAGCUGAGAAAGACAAGAAAGACAAGGAACAGAAGGAGAAGGACAAGUAGUGUCGCUGCCCCACAACGUUUCAGAGUUUUGUGUGUGUGAGGAAAAAUGUGAGCUUGUGAGUGUGGAUGUAAAAGUCUUCAGGUGUGUUUCAUUUGUGCUGUUUGUUAAAAUAAAUCCAAAUGAUGAAU
Messenger RNA from Micropterus dolomieu (smallmouth bass), 1335 nucleotides. It is a transcript of the gene psma4, whose product is annotated as proteasome 20S subunit alpha 4. The record is from RefSeq and is a predicted model, not a curated record. Lineage: Eukaryota; Metazoa; Chordata; Actinopteri; Centrarchiformes; Centrarchidae. The transcript has 9 exons. Gene Ontology annotation, biological process: ubiquitin-dependent protein catabolic process. Gene Ontology annotation, cellular component: proteasome core complex; proteasome core complex, alpha-subunit complex; nucleus. The coding region runs from base 421 to 1206 and encodes 261 amino acids.